UAACCUCUGCACCCGAAGCCAUGGCCUUCUCGUAGAUGGCGCCGUGUUCGUUUAGUAGUGCCGAUUUGGUCUUUCUAUGGCGCGGGGGAUGCGUGGAGCAAGCAAUUGGUAUUUUUGUGCUGAUUGGUUGCUGAGGCAAUAUGUCGAACAUGUGGUGUGCGACGUUGCUUGGGAGGAGCGAGUGUUUAUCCUGAUUCUGGGUAAACUAGGUUCAUUUCAACUGUGACUGAAAGGAGAAUGGUGGUAAAGUAGGUUCCCUGAACUGCUUGUUGUAACCCCUGUGGACUCGAUCUAUGAACAGUAGGGCCCACGUAUAAGAUAAUGUGAGGGAAGUCAUAAAAGCCAACAGCUGCUAGAGAGAAGGGAACGAAGAAAUCAAAUAGAAGCUUAUUCCCUUGCUUGUUCGUCCUCGGUGGUGGCGGCGGCGGCGGCGAUUCCAUCUCACGUCACGGCGAUCUCGUCGGCGGCCACGGGAGAAUUUAUCCGGUGAGAGCUUGUUAUCUUCCUCAAGUCCCGGUCCUCACCGCUGGUGGCCGGUUGCGACAAUUGGUAUUUAGAGCUAGCUUUUUCUCGGCGUGGGUACUCCAGUCAUUGCUCUGCAUCUGCGGCAGCAUAUCGGCGGUGUUGUGGCGGCAGUAGAUCCAUGGGGGUUCUGCAGCGUGCGGCGGCGGCAGCAGCGGCGAACCGGGCUGCUCCGACUACGGUCACCGGCAUGUCGAUGUUUGAUUCGGACGUGAACCGGGAGGCGCGGUGGUCACGGCUACAGGAGGGGCUGAAUCGGCUUCACACCCGCAUCGAAUCCAUCGACACCACACAGCAGUGCAUGGCGACGCUGUUCACCCUGGCAUCCACGUCGCUGGAUCAGGUGAGGAGAGGUCAACAAGUCAUGGCGAAGCAAUUGGAGACUAUUGGCCAGGCUGUGGCAAGGCUCGCUUCCUCUCCGAGAUUGAGGGCGAUGGAUGGAUUUGAGGUGAGUCCUCCUAAACGUAGCAAAGGGGGCUUGAUAUUGGGGACACCAACGGUGCCAUGGAACUUGGGGCCAGGGGAGGAAAACGUGAUGUGUGCUGUGGCAGGAGGCAUACCCACCAGCUGUUUGACGGUUUGCCUGACUCAGAGUCGUGAGGAGAUUAUGGCGAGUGGUGAUAGCAGUUACUUGCUGCAACAGGAUUUUGUUGUACCUGAUGCCCCUCAGGUGUUUGUGGGAAUGUCACAGGAAGUGCAGACCAGGCACUAGAUGACUUGCCUUGCGUGAAUGGUUGGUCUGAUGGCAAUGAUAGAGAAGAAGGUGAAGCGGUUCCAUGGUUGCAGGAUCUGCAAGUAGCAUGUGCUGCAUCAAAGCUAGCAGGGUGUGAGGAAAACAGUUUCGUUGCUGUGCAGGUCACCAGGAAUAUGAGCACUGAUGUUGAUUUUUCAGCACCAUACUUAGAGUUUGGAGUCAUUGAUGCAAGCCAAAUGUUUAAGGAAAUGCCUCUUGAGGCUACAUGGGAUGAGGAGAUGCAAUCUGACAUUCACUUGCAUGAAGGUUUACUGAAGCAGCUUGCUCAAGGUGGAAAUUGCUUUGUUGGUGUGGAGAGGAAACUAACUGAUGAACCUGACACUAAUUACUUGCACACUCAGGUGGUACUGCCUGAGCAUGUUGAGUUUGUGGAUUCAAAGGGAGCUGCAUAUGAGAUGUUCAAUGAAAUAUCAUCUGAGAAUGUGAUAUGGGAUGAGGAGGUGAUGCCAGACCAGGAUACAGACAACUUGUUGCAGCUAAUUGUUUCAGGUAGAGAGCACUUGGACAGUGAGAAGGCAAAGUCAAUAAUUGAGUUCGAUGAUGUUGGGAGCAUCAUUUGGGAUGAGGAUAUGCCACACAACCUUGACAUGCACAUCAAUCUUUUAGAGCAGUUUGCUGAUGUUAAGCAGGGACAUGGAGACAAUGAUUUCCUCACUGAAGUUGGUGAUUUACCAUUGUUUCUACAGCAUGACGUGGUCAUAGCAAAUGACAUAUUUGAUGUGCUUGCUGUCCAGGAGCUGAACCUUGGCAUUGAGAACUUGGUCAAUUGUGAAGAAAUGAAAGGAGCAAGUGUCUGCAGCUUUGAGAAGUGUGGAAUUGAUACUGCUCACUCACUGCUUGGCAACUUAUCAUCGUUGGGAGGUUUCAGUCAGUGCAGUAAUGUCAACAGACAUGUGCUUGAGAAAAUGACAGCAUGGAGGUAUGGUAGUUUUAGUCCAGGACAAAGUGAGCUCAGCGUGGUGGAUGGUGAAAAAUUACACAAUGAAAUAGCCCUCAAAACCAAUGGCAAUUUGCAUCUGAAAGAUCAUGGAGCUGGUUUUGGUAUGGUGUUGUCCUCUGCAGGGUGCAUGGCAGAAAAAGGGAGUGCUCGUUAUGUGAUUUCUGAAAUGCCACCAUGGCGUCAAAAUACUUUCAACAAAGGAAACUAUCACAUGAAAACUGAUUAUUCAGUUUUUGACAAAAUAUCUUAAUGGAAGCAAAAUGGUUUCAGUCCAUGGAGUAGAGUCAACCAAAUAGUGCUUGAGGUAAUAUCAGAGUGGAAGCAUGGUGGAAAAGUAGCAGGUGUUUGUACCUCAUCAAUGGGCUCCCAAGGCGGAUGUGAGCUAAACGGAAGGAUUUGGGAUCCGGGCAUUCAUAAAUCAGCUUAGAUAAGUUCAGUAAUGAGUCAUGACUGCUUUGCUUGCACAGACAUGGUGAGAGAAUGAGCCGGGGCUGCAGCUUAAAUGAAUCUAGUUAUCACAGAUGACCUGCUGAGUUCUUCAGAGAAGUUGGGCGGUAAAGACUAAGCAAAGAGUGGGCUAUGCGGUUGCUUGGGGACAAGCAACUUUUCGAGGUGGUGGAAGUGUAACACCCGUGGACUCAGUCUAUGAACAGCAGGGCCCAUGUGUAAGAUAAUGUGAGGGAAGUCAUAAAAGCCAACAGCUGCUAGAGAGAAGGGAACGAAGAAAUCAAAUAGAAGCUUAUUCCCUUGCUUGUUCGUCCUCGGUGGCGGUGGCGGCGGCAGCGGCGGCGGCGAUCCCAUCUCACGUCACGGCGAUCUCGUCGGCGGCCACGGGAGAAUUUAUCCGGAACCAGGAGGCACUGUAAAGUCUGAACAACUGAACCUCUCUUAUCAACUUCAGCACAUCAGUAGUAUAUUCAUCACUAACUGUUCUCA
This is a messenger RNA of Setaria italica (foxtail millet), 3152 nucleotides long. RefSeq lists its product as uncharacterized. The transcript has 2 exons. The record is from RefSeq and is a predicted model, not a curated record. Bases 1390 to 2466 code for a protein of 358 amino acids. Lineage: Eukaryota; Viridiplantae; Streptophyta; Magnoliopsida; Poales; Poaceae.